GACCACCGAACAGAUCUGUCCAGGCCCCAAACGAGCCUGCUCACGGGCGAAGGUCUGUUAUGCUGUACAGAAACUCCAACUCUCUCGUCGAGCAAGAAUGGGCCUCGUGCGCAGACUAUUAAUCUGGGCAGCCGUGGAUGGCGUCGUCCUCCAAGCUCAUGGUCCUGCAGAGCACCCGAAGGCACUUCAGAUCGACUACCAGAGCCGGCAGGUCAAGGAGCUUCAGAAAUCGGAUGCAUUAGCAAAGAAACCAGCUCCAUUGGAAGCUCACGGUAUAGUCGGAUUACUCUCGAUUGCUUCGUCUUCUUUCCUUAUCGCAAUCACCCAACGGGAGCAAGUUGCCCAGAUAUUUGGAAAGCCGAUCUAUGUCAUUACGGAUGUUGCCAUUGUUCCCUUGUCUUCCCAAACCGAAGCCUCCCUGGCCAUCACGACCGCCAUAGAAUCCCAGUCGUCCGACUCCUCCACAACUGACACGGAUACCGAUGUGACCGACACGGAGGGGCAAAGUCCUAAUCCGCAGGACCUAGAAGAGCCCGAGACUCCUAUCGAGCACAAGGCCCCUCAGCAAAAGAUAUCAAAUCCCACCAGCAUCGCCAGAGAUGUCAUUGCUAACCGAGGCCAAUAUGGACGAUUUGCAGCCCAAUGGUUUUCCAAGCAGGGCUGGGGCGGAGGCAAGAGCUCGGGCACCACGUCUGACCCUUCAGCGAGAAGCGACACGACCUCGAAGACGGGGACCAGCUCGAGUCCCGAAGCAGAUGCGGCGGUAACAGCAAAUCAACCUGAAGCCAGUACCGACAUUGAAACGCAAGAACAAACCCAUAGCAAAGAUGCCGAGAAGUUACUGAACGACACCUCCAUCACCGAAGCGACUCCCAAGAUUCUCAGGAGGACAAAGAUGAUAUUGACCUCGGGCAGUUAUUUCUUCUCGUACGACUUUGAUUUGACGCGCAGGUUAGCGAUCAUAGAGGGGCACGCAACUGCUCCUUCGCGCGAGACUCUUGACCCUAUGUAUUUUUGGAACCGACGUUUACUGGGCCCGUUCAUGGACGUCAGGCACGAUUCGUUUAUGAUGCCCAUCAUACAAGGCUUUGUAGGGCAAAGGACUUUCACGGUCACAAAAGCAGAAUCAGAGAAUCCACAGUCGGCCUGUGUAGUGGACGCCGAGCAUGACGAGCAGUCGGCAGGGGUACAACACGCCAUAAACCAUGCUAAACAGGGCCUUGCCAACAUCAGCACUGAUAUGCAGUCUUAUCUCCUCACGCUGAUCUCACGACGAUCGGUCAAAAGAUCUGGCCUGAGGUACCUUCGACGUGGCCUUGACGAUGAAGGCAACUGUGCCAAUGCUGUGGAGACUGAACAGAUUCUAUCCGCUCCAGAUUGGUCUCCUGCGCGGCGAAUACGAUCGUUCGUACAGAUACGGGCCUCUAUUCCCCUUUACUUCUCACAGUCGCCCUACUCGUUGAAGCCGACACCGAUGCUCCAUCAAUCACCAUCCAAGAACGAUGGAGCCAUGAAGACGCAUUUUCAGGAUCUCAGGAGACGAUAUGGUAGUGUCCAAGUAGUCUGCUUGGUGGAUAAGCAUGGUCCUGAAAAGAUUAUCGGCGAUGCCUUUGAGAAAAGGGUCCACUCCUUGCAGGACUCUAAUCAACUCGAAGACGUCCAGUACGAAUGGUUCGAUUUCCACGCCGAGUGCCGCGGCAUGAAGUUCGAGAACGUCUCGAGGCUUGUUGACAAGCUCGAAGAUACUAUCAAGAACUACGGCGAGACAGUGAUCUCCAAGAACGGGAUCGAGACAACCCAAUCAGGAAUCAUUCGCACCAAUUGUAUGGAUUGCUUAGACCGCACUAACGUUGCUCAGAGUGCCUUUGGACAGUAUAUGCUGCAGAAAGACCUGGCCAGAGAAGGAUUUGAGAUCGAUUUGCUGCACGACGAGACCACUACCUGGUUCAAUACCCUAUGGGCUGAUAAUGGGGACGCCAUAUCCCGGCAGUAUGCAUCUACAGCAGCACUGAAGGGCGAUUUUACGCGGACCCGUAGGCGGAACUAUCGUGGGGCAUUGAAUGAUUUUAGCCUGACCUUGACUCGAUAUUAUAACAACAUGGUCAAUGACUAUUUCUCCCAGGCAGUCAUUGACUUCCUACUCGGCAACAUGUCGUGGAGAGUGUUUGAAGAUUUUGAGAGCAGUAUGAUGAGCAAAGACCCAGGCAUAUCCAUUGAUCAAGUUCGGCAGACCGCAAUCGAGAGUUGUGCAAAGCAAGUGAUACAGGAGCAAGAUGAAGACCUUAUCCACGGCUGGACAAUGCUGACGCCGGCACACGAGAACACCCUGCGGACCAUGCCGUUCGAAGAGGCGGUGAUUUUGUUGACAGAUGCUGCUCUGUACUGUUGCAGGUUUGACUGGACUACCGAAAAGCUUGCCUCUUUUGAGAAAGUUGACCUGCGAUCUGUCUCGAAGAUCCGGUAUGGGACGUAUAUCACGUCGACUUUCAGUGAAAGACAGAUGAAAGAAGAGCUCAACGCCGGGGUUGUGGUAGUAUAUCAGCCUGGAAAGGGAAGCACCAUUCGAACGAACACGAGAUCCUUACAGAAUUAUGUUGCGCCCCAGACAGACGACUCUGAGAAUCGCAUCGAUGGAGGAACAGGGAUCCUGUCUUGGCUCAGCCCCAGUUCAGCGCCAACGUCGAGAAAGCUGGCCAUGAAGGUAAUCCCAGCAGCAACGACAGACUCGGAUGGAGUUGCUGGACCUCAGGCAGAAGCACCACUGGCGGUAGCUGAGAACAUCGCAAGUGAGAUUCGACGAGCGCUCACGGGGCCAACAGAACUUGGUGAGCAGCAAGGAAAUGACCUUGUAGAGCAGUCAGCCAUCAUCUCGUUGGAGGAAGCGAAGAAACGGACCGGAUAUUUCGAGCAGCUAGGACAUUCCCUUAAGAAGAUGGUCUGGACAUGAGACAACAGACAGAGCAUAACAUUGCAGUUCAGC
Cladophialophora immunda is the source of this 2980-nucleotide messenger RNA. RefSeq lists its product as uncharacterized. Gene Ontology annotation, molecular function: phosphatidylinositol-4-phosphate phosphatase activity. The record is from RefSeq and is a predicted model, not a curated record. The coding region runs from base 98 to 2947 and encodes 949 amino acids. Lineage: Eukaryota; Fungi; Ascomycota; Eurotiomycetes; Chaetothyriales; Herpotrichiellaceae. The transcript is spliced from 3 exons. Gene Ontology annotation, biological process: phosphatidylinositol dephosphorylation. Gene Ontology annotation, cellular component: endoplasmic reticulum.